AUGUUUUUUAUCUACCAUUUUAUAAACCUUAAAUGCCCAUGCUCUGUUGACUUUCUCCAGAUCAAUGCACUUGAACUCGAGCUUGCUGAUAGUAAGCUAGCUACAGUUGAGGCGCAUUGCCGUUUUCAGACACUGGCACAUGACCACCAGUUAAUGAAAAAUGCGCACUCCCAACUACAGCUAGAGUACGAGCUCGCGCAGCGGCCACGCCCGUGGCUGUCACGCACGUUAUCGAGUCUCCGCAGCGCCUCGGGAGGCAUGAGCGCCUCAGCAUCAGUCUCAACUGUCGGUGUUGUACCCGGUUCUGGGACUGCGCUAUUAGCCAGCAUUCAGAGUGGCCUUCAUAUUGGGCAGACAGACAUGCCUUUGUAA
This is a messenger RNA of Protopolystoma xenopodis, 372 nucleotides long. The record is from the annotation of a GenBank genome assembly. Lineage: Eukaryota; Metazoa; Platyhelminthes; Monogenea; Polystomatidea; Polystomatidae.